ACACCCACGAUCACGUGGAAUGCGGUGUGACGCUUGCAAAGGAUACAAAACACUGGGCUGAAAUGCUCAGUACUAGUGUUUCAAUAGGACUUAACUGGGUACAAGUCACAAGUCAAAUUCAGACGAUCAAAUCAAAGUGCACAGAACAGACGUUGAGUGGGAGGACCGAUACAUUUUUGCAAGCUGAAGGAUGAGCGCUGCCAAAGCCAUGCCAGUGAACCUGACCAUGCAUAUGUACCUGAAUCACCAUCCAAGAGUGGAACAACUUUUGUCCACACUUAAAUCCCACCAAGCUCUUUCUAAGCCUAGCGUUUACGAUUCUCUGCGAUCCAGAGCUGCUAGAUCUCCCCAGAUUCCUCCUUCUCCUGUGAGCGUCCUGAAGUGUACGAGCCCUUGUGGGACUCUCAAGAAGAAGAAACGAGUUGUAUUCGCAGAUGAUAAAGGACUCUCCCUUACUGCAAUCCGGAUCUUCAAUACCGAUCCCCCGGCAUCCGAUGUGGAGGAGCCUGUCAAGGAACCUCCAUCUGUGCAGAGCAGAAAGCGUCUCCGGUUGGGGUUCGCUCAGCCAUCUGCUGAUUUACCAUCAUUCCAUGAAAGAAUGAAAAAAUCUCUAGUUUGUCUGGAGAGUUGCAGCUUGAUGUACGGAACGCUGUUCGGAAAGGUCAGGGUGUGCAAUGUCAAUUCGGAGAAAGCUGUGAAUAUUCGCAUCACAUACGACUCAUGGAGGAGCCACCAGGACAUCCCAUGUACCCUGAUCCAACAGGAUACUGAGAACUCCGAGACAGAACUGUUUUUCUUCAAUGUUCCUGUUUCUUCCAGUCCCAGUGUUCAGGAUCGGCUGGAGUUCUGCGUGACGUUCCGUCCUGGAUCUAGCAACAUGCUUCUGUGGGACAAUAAUGGUGGACAAAAUUAUCAAAUCCUAGUGGAGGAUGUGAACUCAGAAGAAGCAUCCUCAUCUGAGAAAAUACCCUUAACGCCACAAAACUUUCAAAGCCCCAAAUCAUUGCCCACUAGAAAUAGUCCUGCUUUGUAUAAGUCAAAAAGUUUUAGCUCAUUCAUGUACCCCAUGGACAUGAUGAAGACCUUGGGUAGGCAAGAAAAUAUUAUCCCAAAGAUUUAUUAAUCUUCUGAUUUGAAUAAUGCGGACAAUUUGUUCUCGGAUGAGUGGUGAGAUUUUGUGUAUAUCGGUCCCUUGUCAUUUUCAACAUCAUCAAUUAUGAUGACAUUUUCCAACUUGUCAGUGAGUCAGUGACAAGUCAGUGAUGAGAGACUGAAACAGAUGUUUCUCUGGAGCUUUGUGUACUUUGAAAUCAGAUGAGCAUCUCUCCUGAUGCCAAACAUCAUCAUUUGCUCAUCAAAGCCACCCUUCACUUCCAGUGAAGUUGAUCUUCAGCAUUAGCCACUGAUCAUUAGCCUCAGCUGUGAGGUGACUUGUAACUGUUUGUUAUUUAUUUAUAUCUAUUUAUUUAAUGUCAUUUUAUUUAUACAUAUUUAUUAUGUCAUGAUUUUUGACUGCGAAAUAAACCUGAAUUCUGAUAAAAACCUGA
Molecule: messenger RNA, 1547 nt
Organism: Silurus meridionalis
Lineage: Eukaryota; Metazoa; Chordata; Actinopteri; Siluriformes; Siluridae
Product: protein phosphatase 1 regulatory subunit 3C-B-like
Exons: 3
Coding region: 191-1123 (310 amino acids)
Biological process (GO): regulation of glycogen biosynthetic process
Cellular component (GO): protein phosphatase type 1 complex
Molecular function (GO): glycogen binding; protein phosphatase 1 binding
Source: RefSeq, a predicted model, not a curated record